UCGGUUAACUCAAACCAAGAACCAACUUCUAGAGAAGAACAGCACAAGCUAGAGAGGGUAAGGCUCAGGCUGAGGUGUCUGCUCCGUGAGGGUGACAGAGGGAGAGGAGAGCCGAGGCGAGAUGGCGUCUGCUGCAUUGCAGGGCUGCGCGCGGUCACUAGUCGUCGAGGCGGCCCAUGUCGUCGCGGCCUCCUCCUCCCCGUCUGCUCGCUCUGCCUCCUCCGCUCGCGCGUCGUUUCCCGCAUCCCCACCGAUCACAUAUGCAGCUCGCUCAGCAGCAGUGGGAUCGGCAGCAGUGCGAACAGCAGCCGCACGCUUCGGCGGCCCCAAGUCUACGAGGACGCUGCGUACAAACGGCAGCCGAAUUCAAUGCACUCUGACACCCGCUAUAGUCACAUCUGCCACGUCGACCGCUGCAGCCGCGGCGAUGGCUGCGGGGGGGAGCUCCGCUGUGACUAUAGCGAGCAGCUGGUUCACUCUCUGCACAGCUGCCGUCAUCCCCCUUUACACGCUCAUGAUCUUCGCGCCAGACUGGCACGUGACUGAGAAGAUCAUGAGCAGCUCGCUUCCGAGCAUUCUCCUGGGCUUCGUGUAUCUGUAUCUCCUUUACAAGUCUUGGACGCCCAACACGCUGCUCUACAUGUUCUCCUCCAAAUACUGGCUGCCCGAGCUAGCAGGCAUCACUCAGAUGUUCGCCAGCACGCUCACAGUCGCCUCUGCGUGGAUCCACCUGCUGGCCGUUGACCUCUUUGCAGCCAGGCACGUGUAUCUCGACGGCUUGAAGCAGAAGCUGGAGACGCGGCACUCUCUCGUGCUCUGCCUCAUGUUUGGCCCGCUGGGCAUCGCUGCCCACUCACUUACAAAGACCAUUGCUCAGAUAUUCCGCCGCUCAAGGAGAAGUCACAAUGCAUCGAGAGCUGUACAGGAUAUUCCCUCACCUCCAUAGGUCCAUUGAGCGUACAUGAUCCCUAAAAGUAGAUUAAGUGUUCAUUCUCAGCUUGCACAACAUUACGUGUACCAUUACUAAGGAAGCUACCAAGUGGUGGACUAAUUAUCCCUUGACGUGCUAUCUUCAACGCAACCUGUGCUGAUAGGUGG
Messenger RNA from Closterium sp. NIES-67, 1098 nucleotides. The record is from the annotation of a GenBank genome assembly. Lineage: Eukaryota; Viridiplantae; Streptophyta; Zygnematophyceae; Desmidiales; Closteriaceae.